AUUCUCAUCAACAAAAAAAAAAGCAUACGAGCAUAUAAUUUUUUAUUGAUUAGCAAAAAGCCAUUGACAAUACCAUUACGCAAUUACCCUCACGUAACCCACCAUAUUCUUUCUUCCCCUUUCUCUCUCUCCACCCUCUGUUUCGCCACCGCCGUUCCCCGGAAUCCGCGCUGCUUCCCAACGUUCUCUUUAGCAAAACCACUCCCCAUACCCCGCCCUCCAAAGCCUUCCACCCAAAACCAAACAAAAAUCGGAGCUUUCCCUCCCUCCUCCUCCGCGAUGCCGGCCCUGAACCGCCUCCUGAGAGCCGGCGCUGCCUCCCGUCCGCCGGUGUCGGCGGCGAGGUGGUGGCUCUCGUCGCUGGCCUCCUCGGAAGCGGACGCCCGCGUCUCGGAGAGGCUGGCCCGCCGGGGGCUGCCGGCAAGGAGGGAUCCCGGCAGCCGAAACGUGCAGUGGGUGUUCCUCGGCUGCCCCGGCGUCGGGAAGGGCACAUAUGCCAGCCGCCUCUCCCAGCUCCUUGGCGUCCCCCACAUCGCCACCGGCGAUCUCGUCCGCGAGGAGCUCGCCUCCUCCGGCCCCCUCGCCCAACCGCUUGCUGAUAUUGUGAAUCAAGGCAAAUUGGUGUCAGAUGAGAUCAUCAUAAAUUUGUUGUCCAAACGUCUUGAAACUGGAGUAGCUAAGGGUGAAUCAGGAUUCAUUCUUGAUGGUUUUCCACGAACAAUAAGACAAGCGGAAAUACUGGAGGGAGUGACAGAUAUUGACCUGGUUGUGAACCUUAAGCUUAGAGAAGAUGUAUUGCUUGCGAAAUGCCUUGGUAGAAGGAUCUGCAGCCAGUGUGGAGGGAACUUCAAUGUUGCCUCCAUCGACAUCAAGGGUGAGAAUGGGAGGCCUGGUAUAUUCAUGGCCCCACUUCUACCUCCUGCACAGUGUAUGACAAAGCUAGUUACCCGAUCUGAUGAUACUGAAGAGGUGGUAAAAGAACGAUUACGUAUAUACUAUGAAAUGAGCCAACCAGUGGAGGAGUUCUACCGCAGCCGGGGGAAGCUCUUAGAGUUUGAUUUGCCAGGAGGGAUCCCGGAGUCUUGGCCAAAGCUGUUGCAACUUUUGAAUCUUGAAGACCACGAUGACAAGCAAUCUGCAGCAGCAUGAUCAUAAGUCAAAGUUUCGCAAGGAUAUGAACUGUCAUAAUCCGAUCAUGAAGUGACAAAAUGAUGCAGAGGCUCAAGAAACAUUUUUGGUUAUGUAGCUGCUAGUAAGCCUCAAGUGCUCCUUUGAAUUUUGAAACCGAGGUUUGGGAGUUUGCCAAGUACUGGAUAAGCUCUAAAGCCUAAAACUGAACCAGAGAAACUAAUUCUAAGUCUGGGAUCUGACCAGACCAAAAGAGUACAUUGCUUUUUGUUCUUCAGCAGGAUGGCUAUUGGAAACAUCGGGGCGCGCUCGCGUGGAGAUGCAUCUUUAUUUUGGUCCAACCCCUCACAAAAAACUUACCGUGCGUCCAACCUUCAUUACUAAUCGUUUAUCGUAGUCUUCAUAUGCUUUUAUUAAAGCAAUGGGACAAAACUUCUUUCUUGAGUACUGGAACUAAGUCCGAGAGGGGUUUUUUCUGUGCUGUUCCUGCUGCUGAUUGGAUAGGGAGUGCGUAUCUACUGUGGCGUUUCGCCCAUUACUUUGGCACUCGAUGUUUGAUUGGGGAUUGCCUCACCUGGAUUGGACCAGUGAAAUUCCUGGUUGGACCUACCUGCUGCUACAUUACUGGUUUCUAAAGAGCCAUAUAACUCAGAAAGCUAUUGACUUGUUGCAUAUGCCCUGAGUAAAAUAUUUUAUAUUGACGAAAUGAGAAUUCUAUUUUUUAUUUACUCUGGCAAGAAUGCUUUAUUAGUUGUUGAUCCACUCACUAUGACAUGACUUGUUAGUCAUGAUUACCAGAUUUAAAAUACUAAUCUAAUCUUGUAUGGGCAACACCAUCAUGCAACACCCA
Elaeis guineensis (African oil palm) is the source of this 1978-nucleotide messenger RNA. Its product is annotated as adenylate kinase 1, chloroplastic. Gene Ontology annotation, biological process: nucleobase-containing compound metabolic process. Gene Ontology annotation, molecular function: ATP binding; AMP kinase activity. Lineage: Eukaryota; Viridiplantae; Streptophyta; Magnoliopsida; Arecales; Arecaceae. The record is from RefSeq and is a predicted model, not a curated record.